This is a messenger RNA of Amborella trichopoda, 2090 nucleotides long. Its product is annotated as tRNA (guanine(26)-N(2))-dimethyltransferase 2. Gene Ontology annotation, molecular function: RNA binding; tRNA (guanine) methyltransferase activity. Gene Ontology annotation, cellular component: nucleus. Lineage: Eukaryota; Viridiplantae; Streptophyta; Magnoliopsida; Amborellales; Amborellaceae. The record is from RefSeq and is a predicted model, not a curated record. Gene Ontology annotation, biological process: tRNA N2-guanine methylation.
CAUGGUUUUAUGAUUCUAUCAGCUCUGACAAAGUUUGCAAAACCAGUGGUACGAAAUUUAGGGUUGCAGUCUACAGUUUUGAGACGAUCAUUAGGAAACAUGGCUUUUGAAGAUGAGAAGAGUAAGAAGAGACAGGGCCAUGAAAAACCUAAACCUCUUCCUGUUGAUCCAAUGGAGUAUACCAUCCUCAAAGAGGGAGAUGCAGAGAUUCUCAUGCAUGGAAACGAUGUUUUCUACAAUAAAACUCAGGUUGUCAAUAGGGACUUAUCUAUCGCAGUUCUGAGGACAUUUAUUUCUAAACGCUUGGAAGAGCAUCCUGUUAAGGUAGCCAAAAAGGUAGAUUCCCGACAAGAAAAAUCAGAGGAAGCACGGUCUGAACCUGUAAAUGAAGAAGAGCCAUCUAAAGUGUUACAUUAUCAAGACUUAAAUGGUGUGAGUCAGGAUGCUUCUCAAGCCAAGCCAAGUGAUAGCUCAAAUGGUGCAUGUGAAACCAUGGCCAUUAAAGCACAGGCCGAACCUAAGCCGGUUAAGAUUCUUGAGGCUUUAGCUGCUUCAGGAUUGCGAGCAUUGAGGUAUGCCCGUGAAGUAGAUGGGGUUGGUUCAGUUAUAGCCAUAGACAAUGAUAAAGUGGCUUAUGAAGCCUGCAAAAGGAACAUAAAAUUAAAUGGUUCUGUGGCUUGCUCAAAGGUUGAAGCCCAGCUUGCUGAUGCUCGAGUUUAUAUGCUCACUCAUGAGAAAGAGUUUGAUGUGGUUGACCUCGAUCCUUAUGGUUCACCUUCUAUUUUCUUGGAUUCUGCAGUUCAAUCAGUUGUGGAUGGUGGGAUGUUGAUGUGCACAGCUACUGAUAUGGCUGUACUCUGUGGGAACAAUGGGGAGGUUUGCUAUUCCAAAUACGGUUCCUACCCUUCUCGGGCAAAGUACUGCCAUGAAAUGGCUUUAAGAAUCCUUAUUGCCUGCAUCGAGAGCCAUGCCAAUCGCUACAAGCGAUAUGUAGUUCCAGUUCUUUCUGUAUCGGUCGAUUUCUACAUUCGUGUAUUCGUGCGCAUAUACACUUCUGCAAAGGAAGUGAAAAAUACUCCAAUUAAGCUUUCAUAUGUCUAUCAGUGUGUUGGGUGUGAUUCUUUCCAUCUGCAACCUUUGGCAAGGACUGUGACCAAGAACAACAGUGUUAAGUAUGCACCUGGUUAUGGUCCUGUGGUGCCUCAAGAAUGCAGUGACUGUGGUAAGAGAUUUAACAUGGCGGGGCCCAUUUGGUCUGCCCCUAUUCAUGACCCUGAGUGGAUCACAUCAACAUUAGCAAGUGUCCUUGCAACAAAAGAUCGAUACCCAGCACAUGAAAGGAUCACUGCACUUCUAACUGCCAUAUCUGAGGAGUUACUUGAUGUCCCACUCCAUUUGAGCCUUCACAGUCUGUGUGCCACUCUGAAAUGCACUUCUCCUUCAGCCAUCAUCUUCCGCUCUGCAGUCAUAAAUGCAGGGUACCACAUUUCUGGCACACAUACACUUGCUAUUGGGCUCAAAACCGAUGCCCCCAUGAAUGUCAUCUGGGAUAUCAUGCGCUGCUGGGUGAAACUUCAUCCAGUGAAAGCACAACCUCCCGACCAGUCAGGAUAUGCGAUCCUGGCUAAAGAACCUACACUUGAGGUCAAUUUUGCUCGAGCAAGUGCAGCGCUGAGCAAAGCUCAAGCAAAGAAAGUUGCCCGUUUUCUCCCAAACCCUGAGAAUCACUGGGGGCCAAAGCCUAAGGCUGGUCGCAAGAUCACCAGCAAGCAUGCUUCUCUUUUGGGUCCCUCAAAAAUCAAUGGUUUCAUGAGAAACAAUGAAGAUGCCCAGCCUGAUGCCAAGCGCCAAAGGCAGACGAUAUAACUCAGGCCUCUUGACAGUGGGUCUCUCUCUCUCCAAGUUAUAGUGAGAAAAAGGGCAAGAGUUGCCCUGUAGAAGGGAUGUUUAUGCUAGUUUAGGUGGGUGGUGGAGGGUGCUGUAGAGGUUGAUCUUACGAAAAUUUUGGUUGCCUGGGUGAGAUAAGAGUUGUGUUAGACAGUAGUUUAAUUUGGACAAUGUUUAUAUAAAGGUCGACACCUUCUAUUGUA